AUGCGUACAUUAGGACCAGACGGGAGGCCUAUUACCCGCCGCCGCCGCCGCGAUGAAGCUGGUCCCUCUAACCCACCACAAGAGCCAGCACAGCCACCACCAGAGCCACCACAGCCAGCUGGAUAUCCUGGUGGACCAUCAGAUCUAUCUUUACUUGUCCGAUACCAAGACCAUGUUGCUCGCCGUUUAUGGUACGGACAGGAAAGAGGUCCUAAAAAGGAGCUUAAAGUCGCUGGACAUGGGACGAAGCUCCAGGACAGAGUGCCUCAGAUGCUCCUACCAGAGAUUGAGGUUAUCGUGAGUGGGUCAGGUCUGGCUUCUCUUCAGAGAACUAGCCUGACCAAGAUAGACGUUAACCUCGUCUCAGCAUUUGUGGAGAGAUGGCAUGUUGAGACAUCGUCAUUUCACAUGCCAUUUGGUGAGAUGACGAUUACAUUAGAUGAUGUUGCCAGCCUGCUGCAUUUGCCUAUCGGGGGUAUGUUCUGGUAUCCUCAUGAGCAUGUCACAGAGGAGAUGGUUGUUGAUCUUGGCUGCGAGUUUUUGGGAGUGGAUAGGGAUGUCAUGGCUGAGCAUGUGCGUUCAUGCAGGGGAGCUUAUUAUUCGCUGCAGUGGUUGUAUGACAGAUUCAAGGAGUAUCGUGCUGCUGGUAGCUGGGCUUUUGCGACCAGGGCAUAUCUGAUGAUGUUGUGUUGGAUACAUGAGUACUUUCCUACAUUGGGAAGGAAAGGAGAAAACGGGUGCCUAUCUGACAAUCAAGGGCUUCCGCGGGCGAUGAGAUGGUCCUACAGGCAAGGAGCCAUUAAAGUGGAUGAGUAUAGACCGAUAUUGGACCAGCUGACACCGACAGACGUCAUAUGGCGUCCAUUCGAGGAUCAUAGACGUCGUCGUGCUUUUAACGAGCUAUCUAUGUACAGAGGUUUUCUUGUUUGGGGUGAUUUACAUGUGCCAUACUUACCUGACAGGUGUCUUCGUCAGUUUGGUUAUCGCCAGUAUAUUCCGCCUGCACCUCCUGCUGAUACGCUCAGCAAUGAUGAGAUUGCUGUGGAGUGGAUUGCCUAUUACCAGAGCGUGGCAGAUGUGGUUAGAGGUACCGAGCCAGUAGGAUACCCUCAUGAGACAGUUGAUGGGUAUUUACAGUGGUAUCUCCGGCAGGUAGAGGCAAAGGAGGAGGAUGUAGCGUAUGCUGAUUUAUUUGAGGUGUUACGCAUCGCCCAUGAGCAUUGA
This is a messenger RNA of Vicia villosa (hairy vetch), 1224 nucleotides long. RefSeq names its product protein MAIN-LIKE 1-like. NCBI's taxonomy places the organism in Eukaryota, Viridiplantae, Streptophyta, Magnoliopsida, Fabales, Fabaceae. Gene Ontology annotation, biological process: meristem development; meristem maintenance. Bases 1 to 1224 code for a protein of 407 amino acids. The transcript has 3 exons. The record is from RefSeq and is a predicted model, not a curated record.